This is a messenger RNA of Cydia pomonella (codling moth), 2018 nucleotides long. RefSeq lists its product as uncharacterized. Gene Ontology annotation, molecular function: cyclin-dependent protein serine/threonine kinase regulator activity. Lineage: Eukaryota; Metazoa; Arthropoda; Insecta; Lepidoptera; Tortricidae. The transcript is spliced from 5 exons. The coding region runs from base 584 to 1972 and encodes 462 amino acids. The record is from RefSeq and is a predicted model, not a curated record. Gene Ontology annotation, biological process: regulation of cyclin-dependent protein serine/threonine kinase activity; mitotic cell cycle phase transition. Gene Ontology annotation, cellular component: cyclin-dependent protein kinase holoenzyme complex; cytoplasm; nucleus.
UAACAUACAAAAACAUGGAGAAUGGAAGAUUUGUAGAAGUUAAAUAGUACAUUGUGGAAAGCAAAAUACUCUUGAUGUGGCUCGUUAGCCUAUUGAUUAGUGUUAAGUGAGAGUUCAUAACAUACGUGCGUUGCAAAACAUGAAUACAUUUGUAAACAUAUAGGCAUGAAUAUGUAUUCAUACAUUUUGACGUUAAUGCUUUUGGUUAGGAAUUACAGGUGGCGCUUCAAAGGAUACAAAAAAGUUUCACGAGAGGGCUCUCUUUGUCCUAUAUAUUAUACUACUCUUUGCUUCCCUCUUAAUGUUUAGGCUUUACUCAAUAAUAACACUGAAUUUGUUAUAAUAAAGCGACAUAAAAUAGCUUACAAUACAAUCCAGUCAGUGACCUAAAACAAUACGGUUAAAUUCAUAAAAAAAUAAUGUGGGUAGUUCAACCCCGCUGUGUGAUUUUUAUGCACCCAACCGGCAUCAUUUAUCUUCAACAUAUUAACGGUCGCGCUGGUCGUGCCUGGGAGCAAUUGCAAUAAAACAGGAAUAAGAUAAAGAUAAUUAGUGUUUUAUAGAUUUAGACGUAGUGCGCAAAAUGAACAAAGAAAAUGUACGAGCCAAAACAAGGAUCCCGUUACCCCUGGCACCUCUGCCACCUUUGCCGAAGCAUUUGGUAAGUAAAUUAAGCAAGAGGCGCCCAUUGAAUACCCUAGCUGGCCCUAAUGGACUCGAUCAUCCUGUGUCCUCUUCGAAUUUGCUGUGCAUGGCUGGCCCAAGCAAUUCACAAACCAAAAUCGUUCUCAAGGAGCCAAAGAAAACUUAUACAAUUGACACCAAAUUCGUAACAGUGCGACGGGGUUGUAAAGAUUUAAACUCUGUUGUGUACCAAGAUGAUAAGAAAAGAACUUCAACGUCGAGCGUCAUUACUAUUAGCAGUGAUGAGGAAAAUGACACAGACCAAAAUGAUUUUCAUCUUAUUGAUAAACAUGGCCUUGCUAAUAAGAAACGGCUAUCAGCAAGUCUCCCGGAUCUUAACGCGUUGGUUCCAGCCAGCGGGAAGAAUAUAACGCCAAGCUCGAAGAUACCUCAUAGCAGGGGGCGGCAAGGUUUAACACCACUGGAAAAUCAGGGAAGGGUUCAUGAGAGGAUGCAGUCACCUGAUCUAUUUCAAAGAUCGUACAUCCCUAGUAUGGACACGGAUGGAAUUCAAUACCUCUUACAUGUCGAAACGAAACCAGUGGCACUUCCACCGGUGAAUAGCGAGACGAGAUCGCGCAUUAUCAACUGGAUGAUGAAAAUUAACGGCACAGUCGGCAACCCAGCCACCAUUCAGGCCGCGGUGUGGUACCUGGACACGGUGCUGGCUACAUGCAACGUGCCAAACAACGUGCAGCUAGAGGCUGCGGCCGCCUACUUGAUCGCGUCCAAGCACCGCGGGCCGCGCACACGUACGUCGAAGCUUAUCACAUGCGCCGGAUUCGCCUUCACGAAGGAGAAGCUGCUGGAGAAGGAGUUAGACAUAUUGCUUACAUUGAAAUUCCCGUGCCAACCAGUAGUGCCUCAAGACUACAUCUGUUACUUCGCUUGGUGGUGCAAAGAAGAACGGGCUGGCGAGAUCGAAGUAGCCUCUACGUUCCUCUGCCUCUGCGGGAUGAUGGUUGACAAGAGCCUCCGUCCCGAGUACCCGUCCGUAGUCGCCGCGGCGUCUGUCAAGAAUGCUUUGUUGUUGUUGAAGAGAAAUGAGCUGAUGCCGCGAUUGCAUAGGUGUCCGGCAUUCGCUGCUGCUGAAGAAAAGGCCGAUAAUAUGAUACACACGUGCGUCAUUCUUCGCAACGCGGUGCGCGAGGUGGCUUCAAAUAACUACACCUACAUGUUCAUACUCGAACAGUACGGGAUGCCGCCGAAGUACAUCGCGCAAACCCUCGUGGAUGCGGCCCGCGAGCGCUCUGUCAUGGACUCUAUGAUUACCACUCAACAUGUAUGAAGAAAACAAACUGUACCUUUACACAUGACAGUAAAUUAUGCUGUAU